AUGGGUGCUUGCAUAGAGAAUAUUGUUAUUGAUGACAGUUGUGAAAUUGUGAAUGAUGAUAACGAUGCAGAAUUGGAUAUCUUAGAAGAAAGGGAGUUUGAAAAAGGAGUUGAGGAAAAUAAGGCAAGUGUUGAUAAUAUUGAAGAGGAUAGGGAAGAAAGUCUGUCAAUUGAGAAAACUAGUGGCAAAAUUAAUGAAGAAGAGAUGGGGAGUGAAGAAAAGGAAGAUAAUGAAGUUACAAGAGAGGAGUGUGAAGAAGAAAAACUUGAAGAAGAUAUUGGGGACAAAGAAGAAAAUGUCGAAAAUAAGAAUGUGUUAUUUGAGGAAAUUCAUUGCCAAAUUGUUAAUGAGGAGAAUGAGAGUGAAGAAGAGGGAAGUGAAGAAAGGGAAAAAGAGGAAGAGAACAAGAAGAAGUAUGAGAGCAUAUUCUUUGAAGUAGAUCAAUGCCAAACCUUUUAA
Messenger RNA from Ipomoea nil (Japanese morning glory), 459 nucleotides. RefSeq names its product histone-binding protein N1/N2-like. Lineage: Eukaryota; Viridiplantae; Streptophyta; Magnoliopsida; Solanales; Convolvulaceae. The transcript has a single exon. The record is from RefSeq and is a predicted model, not a curated record. The coding region runs from base 1 to 459 and encodes 152 amino acids.